ACCAAAUUAAAUUUAAGCAAAGCAAAGCAAAAGUAGCUCGAUUACUACUAGCUUAGCUAGCUAUAAUUAAAUAUAUAUGGCUUAUUGGUAUAACCUUUCCUUUCUUUGUGUCGUCGUUUCUUUGGUGUUGGGUGGCUUUCAUCAUUCCGCCGCCGGCAGCGGCAACGCCCAAAAUCAGAUCAGAGGUGAUGGUGAGGAUAUUUACAUUGUUCAUGUCAGGCCAUUCCCGGCGGCCGCCGCCAAUGGCCGAAGGUUCUCCACCCUUUACCAUUACCACCAAUCAUUUGUGUUGGAUCUCGUCAGCAGCACUGCAGCCACCGGAGCAGAAUCGCCGCCGUCUCCAGUAAUACUCCACUCCUACCGCCAUGUGAUCUCCGGGUUUGCGGCAAAGCUUACGCCGGAGAUGGUGAGGGAAAUGAGCCGUAAAGAAGGGUUCAUCUCGGCGAAACCGCAGAAAGUGUACCAUUUGCACACCACCCAUUCGCCGGAGUUCUUGGGCCUCGUCCGGCAAGGCGGUGGUGGGUUCUGGCAAAAGUUGGGAAACUAUGGGAAGGGCGUGAUAAUAGGGGUUAUAGACACCGGGAUCACCCCAGCCCAUCCCUCGUUUUCUGACGAAGGCAUGCCGUCUCCUCCGCCGAACUGGAAGGGCAAAUGUGAGUUAACCGGAACGGCGGCGGCGGCAUGCAAUAAGAAACUGAUCGGUGCAAGAAACUACGUGGUCAACGAGUCUUCCGUUGACGAAAAUGGCCACGGCACACACACCGCCAGCACAGCCGCCGGAAGCUUCGUGAAGAAUGCGUCCCUGCUCGGGAACGCCAAAGGAACGGCUUCUGGAAUGGCACCGUACGCCCACGUGGCAAUGUACAAGGUGUGUAGCCGUGCUGGAUGCGGAGACCACGCCAUACUGGCUGGAAUCGACGACGCCGUAGACGACGGCGUUGACGUGCUCUCUAUCUCCCUAGGGUCAAUAGGCCCGAGUCAGCCUUUCUAUGACGAAGUAAUUGAUGCCGCCGCCUUUGCUGCAAUGAGGAAAGGCAUUUUUGUGAGCUCUUCAGCAGGAAACUCCGGACCGGGUCCAAAUACACUCUCAAAUGAGUCUCCCUGGCUUCUCACCGUCGGCGCUAGCACCAUGGAUAGGCGCAUCAAGGCAACCCUAGUUCUUGGAAACAAUGUCAAACUAGACGGCGAAUCAGCUGCGCAAUUCGGCGGGGUCUUACCCACCGGGGCUUCUUUGUCUAUCGUCUACCCCGGUGACGCCUCGUCAUCCAAAACCAACGCAACCGCCGCCGCAUUCUGUGUGUCACUAAAUGGCACUGAUGUCAGGGGAAAGGUGGUGGUGUGUGACCGAGGAGGCGGUGUCGGCAGAGUGGAUAAGGGGAAAAUCGUGAAGGCUGCCGGUGGAGCUGCCAUGGUUCUUGUCAAUGAUAAACCCAAUGCCUACUCACUACUGGCUGAUGCUCAUGUGCUUCCUGCUACUGAGUUGAGUUACAAUGAUGGGUUGAAGGUGAAAGCCUAUAUAAAUUCCACCUCAUCGCCUACGGCCACCAUUGCGUUCAAAGGCACUAUUAUAGGGGAGAAAGAUGCACCGGCCGUGGCAUCUUUCUCCUCCCGCGGGCCUAACAUUGCUAGUCCUGGAAUCCUAAAGCCAGACAUUAUCGGACCCGGGGUCAACAUUCUUGCUGCAUGGCCCGAUUCGGUGAUUGAUGAAAACGAGAUUAGGGCGACGAAUGGCAGUUCGAAAACACCAAAGUUUAACAUGAUUUCUGGCACUUCAAUGUCGUGUCCGCACCUUAGUGGGAUUGCAGCUUUACUCAAGAGCGCACACCCGACUUGGUCACCCGCGGCAAUCAAAUCGGCUAUCAUGACCACAGCCUAUCAGGAUAACCUCAACCGUAGUAUGAUCGCCGAUGAAACAUUGAAUCCUGCAGAUAUCUUUGCCACAGGUGCAGGUCACGUGGACCCGGGAAGAGCGAUCAAUCCCGGGUUAGUCUAUGACUUGCAACCUAACGAUUACAUCCCUUACCUUUGCGGUCUUAACUACACCGAUAAUCAAGUUCAAGUGAUUGUGAACAUGAAUGUUAGUUGUUCACAUUUUAGCCGCAUACCCGAGGCACAGCUGAACUACCCGUCCUUCGCUAUCCAGCUCGGGAAAACGAAGUCCUUAACAUAUUCCAGGACAGUUACCAACGUUGGGGAAGCAAACUCGGAGUACACGGCUAAAAUCACCGCAAUCCGGGGAGUUGAUGUUUUGGUUAAGCCACAAACUCUUGUCUUUCGUGAGGUGAACCAGAAACUAUCUUACAAUAUUACCUUUUCCCAAACAUCUAAAGGGUUCAAUAAUGAGAACCAGGUUCAAGGGGCAAUUUCUUGGAUCUCUAAGAAGAACAUUGUUAGAAGUCCCAUUGUUGUUUCACUAUUGGGAUUGACUAGUAUGGUCAAUGAAGACGUGGGGGCAUUGGAAGUGGAGUGAUUAAUUUCCCUUAAUUGGCGAACUGUUUUCCUAGUUUGCCUACGUUGUACUACUCUCUUUUAUAUUGUUCCAUGACAAUAAAACUAAUUAAGCGGA
Molecule: messenger RNA, 2566 nt
Organism: Cuscuta europaea
Lineage: Eukaryota; Viridiplantae; Streptophyta; Magnoliopsida; Solanales; Convolvulaceae
Source: the annotation of a GenBank genome assembly